GCGCCGCCGGGUCCGAGCCGUGGAGGUUCACUGGAAUAGAACAGAACAUGGACAGGGAAGAUAUCAAGAUGUUGGUGAACAAAUGGUGGGAUAUUUACAUUGACGAGUCACUGGACUAUAAUAAUUAUGUGGCUUCCGGUGAGGAUGAGGCGGUGAGCUGGCAACCGUUCCUGACGGCGCUGUCGGAGGCCGGCGUUGUAAUUAAACCCCAGCGGACUGUCAUAGAAGAGUCAGAAAGUAGUGCCAGAAAUGAUCACCUAGAGAAAAGGAUGACUCAGCUACCGGAGAGGGUGCAUCUUACCUUGACUCAAAAUAACUUGCAGGAAUUGAAAGAUAUAUAUCACGGUUGGUCUACCGAGCGCCGCCGCGAAUUCGAUCGAAAGUUUGGGCACAUAGGACUCCUUCUAUCUACUACAAUAGAUGAAGCAAUGCUUAAGGCAGCAAUCCACUUUUGGGAUCCCAGGUACGGUGUCUUUGUAUUUGGUGAAGUUGAUAUGACUCCUACUCUUGAAGAAUAUGCAGCCCUGCUUAGAAUCGCAAGUGCAACAUCAGGAAAAAUAUAUAAUAAGCAUGAUGCUUGCUAUGGAUUUAAGAGAAAAUUAGCAAAGAUCAUGGGCAUCCAGGUUCAAGAACUUGAAGGUUUGAUUACAAAGAACGGGGAAAAUGAACGAAUACCAUGGUAUGGACUGCGAGACUUCAUUCUUGGAAAUCCUGACAACCCAGUUACUUUGAAUGCCUUUGCUCUAGCAAUCUAUGGAUUGGUAUUGUUCCCAAAGGCUUUGGGAUAUGUUGAUAGAAAAAUUGUCAACCUGUUUGAGCAAUUGUUGGACAACGCUAACCCUAUCCCAGUUAUACUGGCUGAAACUUUCCGGUCGUUGAAUCACUGCAGAAUCAAUGGGCAAGGGAGGUUCACAGGAUGUGCUCAAUUGCUAACGAUAUGGCUGAAAAGCCAUUUCGAGCGCCUCCACAGUGAAUUCGAGGAUCCUAAUGUUGGAGAUAGGUUCCCCAUAGAAGAAUUCAAGAUGAUGUCGAAACGUGCCUGGAUGGACAAACUGCGAAGGUUGACUGCAACAAAUGUGAUAUGGAAGGCCCCAUGGAUGGACCAUCUCCCAUUGCUCUACCGUUGUGGGAACUACCCAUGGGUACCCUUGUUAGGCUUGUGGGGAGCAACUGCCUAUGCGCCUGCUUUAGUUAGAAGACAGAUUGGAUCUUUACAAUUCAUGCCAGUGAUAUCCAAGCUUGACACAUUUGGGUUUGAAUAUGGAAUUCCAGGGACCACCGACCGCAUUUUUUAUGUAUGUGAGGCCUGGAAAAACAUCCAUCGUGUGGCUGCUGGGGCAUAUACCGAUAUAACUAGCCCGGGAUAUCCCGAAUGGCGAGCAAAUCGGUUAAGGGACUUCGUUAUCCCAGAGCCAUUCGAGCCUGAAAGAAAUGAUGAAACGGAUGAGCCGUCCGAGGAAAGGAAGAUACAGUACGAUGCGUAGCCAUUUUAGUUUUUCAAUUUUUAAUUUUAAAUACCUUGGGUCUUCAAAUAAUUUUAAGCACUUUUU
Rubroshorea leprosula is the source of this 1550-nucleotide messenger RNA. NCBI's taxonomy places the organism in Eukaryota, Viridiplantae, Streptophyta, Magnoliopsida, Malvales, Dipterocarpaceae. The record is from the annotation of a GenBank genome assembly.